Schizophyllum commune H4-8 is the source of this 573-nucleotide messenger RNA. RefSeq lists its product as uncharacterized. The record is from RefSeq and is a predicted model, not a curated record. The transcript has 3 exons. The coding region runs from base 14 to 298 and encodes 94 amino acids. NCBI's taxonomy places the organism in Eukaryota, Fungi, Basidiomycota, Agaricomycetes, Agaricales, Schizophyllaceae.
CCUCUCAGCCACGAUGCGCUUCUCCCUCGCUGUCGCCCCCGCCCUCUUCUUCGGCUUCGCCGCCGCCGCGGUCACCAACGCUGAGAAGCGCGACGUGACGGACCCGACGAACCCGCAGAACCUCAUCAACUGCCCGCCAGGCGGCGGCGCAGACGGCUGCCAUCUCGAGACGACGUGCGACCGCAUCCGUAUCAACUACGGCUACUCUUUCAACGGGCAUUACAUCUGGUACAACUACAACACGGACGACGUCCCCGACGGCAAGCACGUCGACAUCGACAACGAGGGGACUUGCUGAGGGAUUCACGGGGUAGAUGAGACGGACUACGUAUUUAUUGUUCAUGAGCAUGAAGUAUCUAUGACGAACACGCCAUGUCUUUGACGACGUCAACUAGUCCUCUUCGAGUAUUUGAGAGCAAGUAGUGAGCGUCCAAGGGCAGUUCAAAGAAGCCAGAGUCAGACAUAGUCUCGCCAGGCAGAGAAUGGUUUGUUGACUUGGAGAGACAUGAUUAAGCGAAACCGAAUGCAUGCGGAAGCGAGAGUCGGCAAACAGGCUAAGAGUCCAGGUGCGAG